UUUGUAGGUUAAUUUGGUUACAUAUGACAAAAAGAUUUCUGCAAAUUGGAAAGGUGGCAAAAUGCAAAUGCUUUAGGAUUAGAAAGUCAAUGACAUUUUGAGUCUCCUUUUAAUUGACAUGUAAGUCUCCCUUUUUCUGCACUUGUAGGAAAGUAAACAUAGUGUUUUAACCUGUGAAAAUUCAUACCCAUAACUCACGAUUGUGUUCACAUUGUGUCUCUGGAGGAUUGUGUUUUAGUAUUUCAUUACUCCUGAUAGAACAGGCAUCAUGUUAGAAGUGAAAAGUAACUAGUGAACAUAUCAUAAAAUACUGGUUCUGGUUUUUUUAAGUCUUAAUACUCAUUUAUAGCAAGUAAUUGAUUCUUAGGCUUUUGUCUAGGAAGUGUUCUGGUCAUGUUUGUUCUUUGCUGGUAGAAAGUGAAUCAGUUUAGAGACUGGAGAAACCUUUUAGUUCUCCCCAUUGAAAGAAACAAAAGUGUUAUUUACUUUGGUAAUUAAGAAAAUGAAAUGGAAAGAUAUGAAUGUGCUCUAAAGAUGGACUUGGGAAAUAUCAGAGAUUAUAACGAGGACACAGAACCAGCCUUUGAAAUUGGUUGAUGAGGAUAGGACUAGGGUACAACUUCAAUCAAUCUUUACUGCCUCUGCUUUUUAUAGAGCAGUGUCCACCCCUCCAGCAGCAGAGUUUUUCCUAAAAUUUUUCAAGGGGUUUUGAAGUUCAGAAUCUGUAGAUGCUUCACAUUGCCUUUUAGUUUGCUUUGGAUAUAUCCUUUAGCUUUUGUGUACUUGAGGACCACAGAAGUUGGGCUGGGCAGCAGCAAUAGGCAGUGGACUGCUUUUUAGUUAUAGUAAUCAUUUUCCUUCCAUGCUUUUAUGCAGUUUUUGAAUGCUUAUUUAAGAAAACGGUAUUUUUUAGUUGAUAAAACAUAUUUCAGGCCAUUGCACUGUUUUUCUCGCUUUGCUUUUAUUGUGAUACUCUGGGAGAAAAGUGGGAAGUGUGUAUAUAAGGGCUCUUUUACUUUCCCCUCAGUCCACCAAGGUUGGAAGAUUUCUUGAAAGAUUCUUAGAGUCCUUCAGCUUGCCAUGCUUAGCCUGGAGCCAGGCUUGCUGCUGCAGGUUGUGCUGCUAACAUCGCACGCAUUUGGAGGAAAUGGCUCUUGAAGUUAAAUGAGGCUGGAUAAAACACAUAAAUGAAGCAGAAGCUGCUCUUCGUGUGUUAGGGCUACAUCACCGCAAGCGCUGCCGAUCAGCCAGAUUUGGUAACUUGUCAUAAUGAAGAAAAUUAGUCUCAAAACAAUUCGCAAGUCCUUUAACUUAAAUAAAAGUAAAGAUGAAAGUGACUUUGUAGUGGUUCAGCAGCCAUCAUUAAGUGAAUUUGGAAAAGAUGACUCCUUGUUUGGCAGCUGCUAUGGUAAAGAUUUGGCUAGCUGUGAAGUCAAUAGUGAAGAUGAAAAAGGAGGCAAAAAUAGAUCAAAAAGUGAAAGUUUAAUGGGUACGUUAAAAAGGAGGCUUUCAGCAAAACAAAAACAGAAAGGCAAAGGCAGCACACCAUCUGUAAGCUCUGCAGAUGAUGACACAUUUUCUUCCUCAUCUGCUCCAAUAACCUUCAAAGAUGUGCGAGCUCAAAGACCUCUGAGAUCCACUUCGCUCCGUAAUCACCAUUACAGCCCAACUCCGUGGCCACUCCGACCUACAAAUUCAGAAGAGACUUGCAUCAAAAUGGAAGUGAAAGUCAAGGCCUUGGUUCAUUCCUCUAAUCCAAGCCCAGCACUGAACGGUGUUCGAAAGGACUUCCAUGACUUGCAGUCAGAAAAUGUGUUCCAGGAACAAACAAAUGCAUUAAAAAAUACGGAAUCUCAGAACGGGGACUUGCAUCUUCAUAUUGAUGAACAUGUGCCUGUAGUUAUUGGAUUAAUGCCUCAGGACUACAUUCAGUAUACUGUGCCUUUAGAUGAGGGAAUGUAUCCUUUGGAAGGAUCACGUAGUUACUGUCUGGAUAGUUCCUCACCCAUGGAAGUUUCGACUGUUUCUUCUCAAGUGGGGGGAAAUGCUUUCCAUGAAGAUGAGAGCCAAGUGGAUCAGGACGUAGUCGUUGCACCGGAUAUCUUUGUGGACCAGACGAUGAAUGGUUUGUUGAUCGGUACCACAGGAGUCAUGUUGCAAAGCCCAAGAGUUAAUCAUAGCGACGUCCCUCCACUCUCACCUUUGCUACCUCCAAUGCAGAAUAAUCAAAUCCAAAGGAACUUCAAUGGAUUAAAUGGCACAGAUGCCCAUGUGGCUGAAAGUAUGCGCUGCCAUUUGAAUUUUGAUCCUAACACUGCCCCAGGAGUUGGAAGAGUUUAUGACUCUGUACAGAACAGUGGUCCUAUGGUUGUGACAAGCCUCACAGAAGAACUGAAAAAGCUUGCAAAACAAGGAUGGUACUGGGGCCCCAUUACACGCUGGGAGGCAGAGGGAAAAUUAGCUAAUGUGCCUGAUGGCUCGUUUCUCGUUCGAGAUAGUUCUGAUGAUCGUUAUCUUUUAAGUUUGAGUUUUCGUUCCCAUGGAAAAACUCUUCACACUAGAAUUGAACACUCAAAUGGUAGGUUUAGUUUUUAUGAACAGCCAGAUGUGGAGGGACAUACAUCUAUAGUUGACUUAAUUGAACAUUCAAUCAGGGACUCUGAAAAUGGAGCUUUCUGCUAUUCGAGAUCCCGGCUGCCAGGAUCUGCAACUUACCCAGUGAGACUGACAAAUCCCGUGUCCCGGUUUAUGCAGGUGCGCUCUUUACAGUACCUGUGUCGUUUUGUAAUACGUCAGUACACCAGAAUAGACCUGAUUCAAAAACUGCCUUUGCCAAACAAAAUGAAGGAUUAUUUACAGGAAAAGCACUACUGAAAGCUUACGGGAAUCUUGCAUCUUGCACUUUGGGAACAACAACAACAACAAAAAGAGAUUGAAUUACAGUUUACAGACUUUCAUUAUUAUCAAAAUCUUUUGCUGCCAUAAAAAUAUUUCAUUUUUGUCUGCUAAAGAAAAGUAAUGCAUUUGGAUUUAUGUUUGUUUUGGGGGGUUUUGUGUAUUUUGGGAGGCUUUUUUUCUUGUUUUGUUUUGUUGAAAGAAUGAUCUCAAGUUUAUUUUUAGAAGUGUGAAAUAGCUAUCUUUCAUCAAUGUGCAGAUUAAUCACAAUGUGAAUGAUCAAAUUCUCCUUAAUUUCCCCCAAGUCCUUUGCUGCUAUCCACUGUGAUUUUUAUGCAUUGAAAGCACAUUUCAUGUGUAUUCAACGAUAAGUAAAAGUCAAAUGAAACUUGUUGAAUGGAAUUUUUUUUUCCUUUAAAACAACCUCUGGGAAAAAAAAUGAUCAUGAAUAAAUAACAUAUUGGUAUUCUAAAUUACUGAUUUUACAUCUAAAUUAAAAACUGUUUCCUAGUGUCAUAAUUAGACAUUUCUGUAGAGAUAUGUCCCAAUGUAUAGACAGAGCUGUGUGACAAGAACAUGGUUAUGUGGCAUAUCUUUGGGAAAGAAAAAGCCUUCCUCCUAAGCCUUGUACUGUCUGUACACUCUUGUGUUUGAGAAGGCUGGUUCAGCCUUCUUCUCGUCUCAGUGUUUUGUCCUCUAAAAAUGGCCUUUAAAAAACAGUCUAUGAAAGUCAAUGUAUAGUACCUAGAAGAAAAUUGUGGUACUGGGGUCUUGUAAAAUAUUACCAUUUAUAAUCAUGCCAUCAGUUAAUAAAUGAACACCUACCAGGUCCCCUCUUUCUUUCCUUUUCCCUCCUGCCUACUCUUGCAGAGUAAGGGAAGGAAGUUUUCUGGAUUUGUGGGAAGACUCUAGGAAUUGUUAUCAUGGGAACAUAAAUUUUUAAGCCAUUUUGGGGAUGGGGUAAAACUUUUAAUAGGAUGAUUUCUACCAUAUUUAUGUUCAAGCUACUUGAAAUUUUAUCAUUUCCAUCUUUCUACUUUUUUUAUUUCACUUCAGAAAGUACAGUAAUACACUAAUGUCCUUUGGAUCAUUUUCCCCUUUUUUCUAUAUCCUUUGAGGAGGAAGGAACAGGACUGAUAACAUUUUAUAUGGAGGAUGUUUAAAUGCAUCUCUAAAGUGCUAUUCUCCUAGCCUUUCAAAUUAUUCGGAAGAGGUGUUUGGAUAUACAGUGACCGCAGAAUAUGUUUCCGUUUGCUGUCAUGAAAUAUGUUUUGACAUAUGAAAUAUUGAACCAAUUAAGUAAGUGUUUAUGAUAUCUGUCAAAGAUUCUGGCAUUUGGAAAGCUUACAGUUAUUCUAACCUUCUGUAGGGAAAAAAAGACUUUCAGUGGGGAGUACAGGUUCUACACUGUAAUGUUUUCAUCUUGCAAGGUUAAUCCAUGGCAUUUUCCUGUUUUAUUUUAGUUUGGUUUUCUUUUCUCCCAUGUUUUUAUCACUUUUAUGAGUUACUUGCUAAAGGGGUCAUAGCUGGCUUGGGAAGGAGGCCUGCCUCUGCCUUGCUGAGAGGCCUUGCUUUGCAUGCUUCUGCCCCUGUUUUGUGUUUUAAAAUGUCAUAUUCCUCAUCUCUGGUAGAAGUGGCUAAUGAGUAAAGAUCACCUGAGAAAAAUAGUCCAUCUUUGAUACAUCAUUCUUGUUUGGGUCAUUUUUUUCUCCUUAUUUAAUCUAGCAUUUCUGUACCCUAAAAUGAGUCUUUAGAAGUGAAUACAGUAUUGCUGCAAGGUGGUGCAGUAGCACUACAUCUUGGGUUGCCUGAAUUGAUAGACAAAAUUUAUAUUUUUUUAAUUUAUUUUUUGACCAUAAUGUUUAACUAAAAAAUAAAAGAAGAAAAUCAAAGGUAGAUAGAGACUGCCUUUGCUUUUACGGGAGGGAGAAUAAGGAUUUCCUCUUUAGUCUGAUAAAGUUUUAAACUUAAAAAAGAAAAUAAUCUAGAGCAGUCUAUACAUGUGAUUUGUUGGCUCUGCCAUGGAGAUAUAUGUAUGAAAGGGAGGAUUCUGUUUUCUUUUUUUUCCUCUACUGACUUCUCCCCCUACCCAGUCAUGUCCCAUUCCCCCUCCCCUGAAUCAGGAUCACUAACUUUAUUCAAAAAGGCACAAUAACCUAUUGUAUGGUACAGUGUUCUGAUUCUGUCUGUGGAGAGGAAAAAGAAAAUCAUUUUUAUGGAUUUCAGAUGCAUACUUUUGGAAGAAAACCUCUGGCAUUUUCUUCACUUUAAAAAUUCUUUCCCCAUACUAGAGGGCCUAUGCAUUCUACAGAAUCUUUGAAAGAUUAUAGUAUAUAAAAUAUUUUCGUUGCCAUUUAAUACCACUAUUGAAUACAUAAAGCAUAUGUUUAUACUAUGCCACAUGCAUUAAUUUAGCAGUCAUUGCAUUGAAACCUAAAUAUUUGAAGCUAUAAUAUCCUGGUCUUAUUGUGGAAUUGAAAACGUGCAAGAACACACAUGCCAAAAUUCUUGCCCAUGCCUUUAUAAAUUUCAGUUGUUCACUCAUAAAUGAUGCUUUUUUAAAUAAAAAACUGUUUUAAAACAGCUAUCCAGUUUUUGAAUUGCCUUCCUUGCUGUGUUGUUCAUCUGUGAACUUAAUCAGGUCAAGUUAACUUUGUCAUUUCCCCUGCCAUAAAGCUACCACAAAAGGAACAUUUAAAAGUGAUUGAGGUCUAGGACAUAAGAACCAUAGAGCACUUUGCUUCUGAAUAAAAAAUGGUGGUGAUAUUUCUACUAAGCUCCAAAUACUUUAAAUCAGUAGUAAGUAGACACAGAUACUUAUUUUUACAGGUUUCUUUAAUCAGAACCUCACAGUACUUUUUCAUAGUGAGGUGUCUGGCCAGCCAGGAGAAUGAACUUAGAAAAAAUACUUUGAAAAUAUUAAAGAUACUUACAAUUUCUUAUUAUAAAGAUUAAUAUAAAAGAAACACAGUAGCAUUUAGUUAUGAGUCAAUUUAGAAGCACUCAGAAUAACCACAAAAUUCGUGUUGACUUCUGCUUCAUGAAAAUUAGAGGAACAAAGUGUCCUUGACAAAUAAAAGAAAAAUGAUGGAGGAUAUUUUGGGGACCUUUGGAAGUAAAUACACUAGGAACAAAAGCUAACAAGACUAUGGUCCUUAUAGAGUAGAAAUAUGGCUAUUUAUUCAGCACAACAGUUUAAGGGUUCAAAAGGUAUGCUUUUUAUGCAACUGAAUUGAGGAAAAAUAGUUUUAAAAAUGAAACUUAAAAAUAAAACUCCUUUCAGUGUCUGAAAUGAUUGACAUUACUCAUAACUUUGCUUUAUCAAUUAGAAGAGUAAAAAAAUACCUUGUAUUUGGAAACAAUAAAUUUGCACAAUUUCCUCUGUUAUUUUUUAAAAUUUUGUUUUAUUUUGUAAGCCAGUGUUAUAAACAACUGCAAGUGAUGUGUAUUCUUUGAUCUAUUUGAAGGACAUAGCACUUAUCCUGCUGUUGACAUAGUGAAUGCCAUCUUUUUAUCAAAAUGUAAUUCUGUCAGAAGGAUCAGAAAUGCAAUUAUUAAUUAAACUUUUUGUUCUCAGAUGA
Molecule: messenger RNA, 6476 nt
Organism: Zonotrichia leucophrys gambelii
Lineage: Eukaryota; Metazoa; Chordata; Aves; Passeriformes; Passerellidae
Gene: SOCS6
Product: suppressor of cytokine signaling 6
Exons: 2
Coding region: 1270-2874 (534 amino acids)
Biological process (GO): protein ubiquitination; regulation of growth; intracellular signal transduction
Cellular component (GO): phosphatidylinositol 3-kinase complex
Molecular function (GO): 1-phosphatidylinositol-3-kinase regulator activity
Source: RefSeq, a predicted model, not a curated record